GAGCAGCACCUGAAAGUGUGUGGGAUAAAAGCCUUAGCUCUGUUUUGCUGGCGUGGGGCCUCAGUUUAUCUGCCUAUUAAAUGGGCAGUUUUUCAUUUCAUCAGCCCCUUACUAGUCUCCUGAGCCUUGCAUAGGUCCAGCUCCUUUUAACUGGAGGGUGAGGAAAGAAAGGGUAGGAGUCUAAGAACUUUAAGGGAGAUCGUAGAACUGUUUUGAAAACAAAUCCAGGUUCAAAUUGGCCAGCCUCUGGCACUUCUUAAAUGUUGGUUCAAAAAUCGUCUGCUUCUAGCUAACUGUUGAUUUCAAGACCAUCUCUGGACCUCACUAGUCUCCUGCUGACGACCAAAGGGCAAGUAAGCAUGUUUCAGGGUCUGCAAUAGAACAACUGGGCCCCUUUCUUCAGUCAGAGUGCUCAUCUCCAGUCCCCAGGUCCUCCGCCGCAGGCUCCUCCUCCAUUGACAUCAGAGCCGCAGGCGGGCCGAGGGAGCCGAGCCCCAGCCGAGCGCCAGCGACUGAAUAGGCAAACUGACCAGGUACGGACGCGGCGGGAGCUCCGCACCAGCCACCUAGGCCCUCGCUGCCAGCCCCGUGGCGGGGCAGCCGCAGUUUUCUACUGGACCAACAGAUGACAGCCUCUGUGCUUAGCAAGCUUAGCUGGGAGUCUUUUGGGCAACUCUGGACUCAUCCAUCCAACCUCAGUUUCUGAGAUUUCUCACAUGAUACAUGGGGAGAGAGCCCACCCUCUCGUAAGAUGAGACAGAGCUCUCCAGGGGAAGGUCCAAGAUGGUCCCCCACCAGGAGGGGACAGACAGGAGCCCUGGCUGUGGCUGGGGGGCAGUGGGCCAUGCCAGGGGCAGUGGAAGGCCCCAGGUGGAAGCAGGCAGAAGACAUUAGGGAUAUUUAUGACUUCAGGGAUGUUCUGGGCACGGGUGCCUUCUCAGAAGUGAUCCUGGCAGAGGACAAGAGGACUCAGAAACUGGUGGCCAUCAAAUGCAUUGCCAAGAAGGCCCUGGAGGGCAAAGAAGGCAGCAUGGAGAAUGAGAUCGCCGUCUUACACAAGAUCAAGCACCCCAACAUUGUAGCCCUGGAUGACAUCUAUGAGAGUGGGGGCCACCUCUACCUCAUCAUGCAGCUGGUUUCAGGUGGAGAGCUGUUUGACCGAAUUGUGGAGAAAGGAUUCUACACAGAACGGGAUGCCAGCCGCCUCAUCUUCCAGGUGCUGGAUGCUGUCAAGUACCUGCACGACCUGGGCAUUGUGCACCGGGAUCUCAAGCCAGAGAACCUGCUAUACUACAGUCUGGAUGAAGACUCCAAAAUCAUGAUCUCUGACUUUGGCCUCUCCAAGAUGGAGGACCCAGGCAGUGUGCUCUCCACAGCCUGUGGGACUCCAGGAUAUGUGGCCCCUGAGGUCCUGGCCCAGAAGCCCUACAGCAAGGCCGUGGACUGCUGGUCCAUAGGAGUCAUUGCCUAUAUACUGCUCUGUGGCUACCCGCCGUUCUAUGAUGAAAAUGAUGCCAAACUUUUUGAACAGAUUUUGAAGGCUGAGUAUGAGUUUGACUCUCCUUAUUGGGACGACAUCUCUGACUCUGCCAAAGAUUUCAUACGUCAUUUGAUGGAGAAAGACCCAGAGAAGAGGUUCACCUGUGAGCAGGCCUUGCAGCACCCCUGGAUUGCAGGAGACACAGCUCUGGAUAAGAAUAUCCACCAGUCAGUGAGUGAGCAGAUCAAGAAGAACUUUGCCAAGAGCAAGUGGAAGCAAGCUUUCAAUGCUACCGCUGUGGUUCGGCACAUGAGGAAGCUGCAGCUGGGCACCAGCCAGGAGGGACAGGGACAGACAGCUAGCCACGGAGAGCUGCUGACACCCACAGCUGGGGCUGCCCUUGCCCUUUCCUUCCACACAGGGCCAGCAGCUGGCUGCUGCUGUCGAGACUGCUGUGUGGAGCCAGGCUCAGAACUGCCCCCUGCACCACCCCCAAGCUCUAGGGCCAUGGACUGAACAUCAAGGAGUCAGGGUUUCGUCCGUGAGGGGUUGGAGGCAGCCUGCUUCCUCCUCACCCCAGAACUGGGGAGUUUCUGACCCCAUACUUCUUCCCUCCCCUCUCACUCUUCACUGCAUUUUCCAUACAAAUGUUUCUAUUUUAUUGUUCCUUCUUGUAAUAAAGGGAAGAUAAAACAAAA
Messenger RNA from Rattus norvegicus (Norway rat), 2178 nucleotides. It is a transcript of the gene Camk1, whose product is annotated as calcium/calmodulin-dependent protein kinase I. The record is from RefSeq and is a predicted model, not a curated record. NCBI's taxonomy places the organism in Eukaryota, Metazoa, Chordata, Mammalia, Rodentia, Muridae. Gene Ontology annotation, molecular function: ATP binding; protein serine kinase activity; protein kinase activity. Gene Ontology annotation, cellular component: nucleus; cytoplasm.